Messenger RNA from Arabis nemorensis, 1095 nucleotides. The record is from the annotation of a GenBank genome assembly. Lineage: Eukaryota; Viridiplantae; Streptophyta; Magnoliopsida; Brassicales; Brassicaceae.
AUGCAAUCCGAUUCAGGAAAGGGCCGGAGGGUGGUGGUGAUCGGCGGUGGAGUCGCCGGCUCCUUGGCCUCCAAAUUUCUUCAGUUCGAUUCCGACGUUACCCUCAUCGAUCCGAAGGAGUACUUUGAGAUCACCUGGGCAAGUUUGAGGUCCAUGGUGGAGCCGUCUUUUGCUCAAAGAUCCGUAAUCAACCACAAGAAGUACCUACAAAAUGGCCGUGUUGUGACUUCUCCCGCGGUCAAUAUCACAGACACCCAUGUACUGACCGCAGAUGGACUUGAUUUUGGAUAUGAUUAUCUUGUUAUUGCUACGGGUCACAACGACGUGCUUCCCAAAACCAGGCAAGAGAAGCUAUCACAAUACCAAGCGGAAUAUGAGAAGAUCAAGUCUUCUGAGUCGAUUCUGAUUGUUGGUGGAGGCCCAUCGGGUGUUGAGCUUGCUGCAGAGAUUGCAGUCGACUUCCCGGAGAAGAAGGUUACUCUAGUACACAAUGGACCGAGAUUGCUGGAAUUUGUUGGUCAAAAAGCUGCAGACAAGGCGUUUGAGUGGCUAAAAUCGAGGAAAGUGGAAAUGAUAUUGAACCAAAGGGUGGAUCUGAAUUCUGCAUCGGACGGAAAUAAAUCAUACCGAACAUCAGGAGGAGAAACGAUACACGCAGAUUGCUAUUUCCUCUGCACCGGAAAACCAUUGUCUUCAGAAUGGCUAAAAGGAACUGACCUGAAAGAGAGCUUGGAUGGUAAAGGAAGGCUGAUGGUUGACGAGUACUUGAGAGUUAAGGGUCACAAGAAUGUAUUUGCGAUUGGAGAUAUUACUGAUAUCCCGGAGAUGAAGCAAGGGUACAUUGCUGAGAAACAUGCUUCUGUGGCUACAAAGAACAUAAAGCUGUUGAUGUCUGGUGGGAACGAGAGGAAGAUGUCAACCUACAAGCCAGGUUCGGACAUUGCCAUUAUAUCUUUAGGCCGAAAGGACUCGGUUGCUCAGUUUCCAUUCAUGACAGUCUCGGGUUGCGUCCCUGGGUUGAUCAAAUCUAAGGAUCUGUUUGUGGGGAAGACGAGGAAGGCAAGAGGACUGGAUCCUAACCUUGUGGAGCCUUGA